Molecule: messenger RNA, 561 nt
Organism: Carlito syrichta (Philippine tarsier)
Lineage: Eukaryota; Metazoa; Chordata; Mammalia; Primates; Tarsiidae
Gene: RPL28
Product: ribosomal protein L28
Exons: 5
Coding region: 103-516 (137 amino acids)
Biological process (GO): translation
Cellular component (GO): cytosolic large ribosomal subunit; ribosome
Molecular function (GO): structural constituent of ribosome
Source: RefSeq, a predicted model, not a curated record
CUAGAGAGGAAGCGGAAAUGCGUGUACGGUAUUAAAGGCGUCGCCCCACCCCCUGCGUGCCUCUUUCCGUCUCCGGCCGUAGCAGCGAGAGGAGUCGCCGCCAUGUCCGCGCACCUGCAGUGGAUGGUCGUGCGGAACUGCUCCAGCUUCCUGAUCAAGAGGAACAAGCAGACCUACAGCACCGAGCCCAACAACCUGAAGGCCCGCAACUCCUUCCGCUACAACGGGCUGAUCCACCGCAAGACGGUGGGCGUGGAACCGGCGGCCGACGGCAAGGGCGUCGUGGUGGUCAUGAAGCGGAGGUCCGGCCAGCGAAAGCCAGCCACUUCCUACGUGCGGACCACUAUCAACAAGAACGCCAGGGCCACGCUCAGCAGCAUCAGGCACAUGAUCCGCAAGAAUAAGUACCGCCCCGACCUGCGCAUGGCUGCCAUCCGCAGGGCCAGCGCCAUCCUGCGUAGCCAGAAGCCCGUGAUGGUGAAGAGAAAGCGGACCCGCCCCACCAAGAGCUCCUGAGCCCUCUCCCCAGAAGCAAUAAAGAGUCCGCUGCCUGCCUCAGUC